UGCUGUGUCAGUGUGUGAGUGAAAGCGAAUAACCCCUCAAACAAGCGCGAAAGCAACUACGAUGGCCGAUUCCGCAGCGACCGAAGUCCCGGCUGCAGCAGCUGCUGCCCCAGCCUCCACGGCCAAGUCACCGAAGAAGCCAAAGGCGGCCGCCGGCCCCAAGAAGCCCAAGCAGCCAGCGGCACAUCCUCCGGUCAACGAAAUGGUGCUGGCCGCCGUCAAGGCACUCAACGAACGCAACGGUUCCUCGCUGCAGGCGAUCAAGAAGUACGUGGCGGCCAACUACAAGGCUGACGUGACCAAGCUGGCCACCUUCUUCAAGAAGGCCCUCAAGACUGCCGUCGCCAACGGCAAGCUGGUCCAGACCAAGGGAACCGGUGCGUCGGGCUCGUUCAAGCUCUCGGCCGCAGCCAAGAAGCCAGCGGUAGAGAAGAAGAAGAAAGCAGCGGCCCCCAAGAAGUCGGCCUCUGCCGCGGACAAGAAGAAGAAGACCGCAGCCAAGAAGCCCGCCGGAGAGAAGAAGGCCGCCGCCAAGAAGACCACCAAGAAGGCUGACGGUGCCGCCGCCAAGAAACCGAAGGCCGCCGCAGCUAAGAAACCCAAGGCCGCCGACGGAGCGAAGAAAGCCGCCAAGAAACCGGCAGCCCCGAAGCAGAAAUCCACCAAGCCAACCAAGGCCGCGGCUGCCAAGCCGAAAGCACCGAAACCAAAGAAGGCAGCAGCUCCCGCCAAGAAGGCCGCCGCUCCCAAGAAAGCUGCCGCACCCAAGAAAGCCGCUGCCCCCAAAAAGGCAGCUGCAGCCAAGAAGUAAACCACCUACUACACGUUAUACUGCAUGCUUCUACAACAGCAUUGCAAUAACGCUCUCUUGGUUCCAAGCAACAGUCCUUUUCAGGACUACAAAUCGAAUCAUUCAAGAACUUCAUCAUUUCAUUCGAACACCUUCACGCAAUAGCAAUUACAUAGAUCGGCGGAUUACUCCUGCUCGCUCGAAUACUGCAUGGCUUGUUCAGCUGGCAUGCCAUCAAGUUUGUUGUCGUUUCUCUUUCUCUCGUUUUAGAUUACAU
Molecule: messenger RNA, 1067 nt
Organism: Anopheles merus
Lineage: Eukaryota; Metazoa; Arthropoda; Insecta; Diptera; Culicidae
Product: histone H1-like
Exons: 1
Coding region: 62-811 (249 amino acids)
Biological process (GO): nucleosome assembly; chromosome condensation; negative regulation of DNA recombination
Cellular component (GO): nucleus; nucleosome
Molecular function (GO): double-stranded DNA binding; structural constituent of chromatin; nucleosomal DNA binding
Source: RefSeq, a predicted model, not a curated record